GCCUUUGCUGUUCCACCGCUUUCUUCAAAUAUAACAAUGCGGCUGCCGAGUAUUUUUGGUAUGCGCGUGGAACUACCAGCUGACGAUCCGUUCGGAUAUGAUAAACAUGGUGUCUGUAUAGUGACACCGGACGAACAAUUCAAAGUCGUCAUCUAUGGUAAUCACUUGGAUAAGAUCGCACAACUGAUUUUUACUCCAACAAACAGCUGUUCUGAUGGAAAACACGUCGUGGACGCCACUAAUGACUUCAUCGUUCAUUUUACUCAUAAGGCUACGUUCCAUUUGAUGCUUCCAAUGCUUCCCGAAAGUAUUCAUGCAUACAAAAUGUGUGUAAAACCGAAAGGCGCCUUGCCUGGCAUGGAACUCAGUCCGCUGGACGACAUUUCAACAUGGAUCACCACAGAGAAGCCGCCAAAGGAGUAUUUUUUACCGUUACCUGUUCAGGUAACAGUAAUCGCAUUUCUUCUGUGUCUUUCGGCUUUGUUCUCUGGCUUGACCUUGGGAUUGAUGUCGUUGACUCCUCAAGAAUUGGAACUCGUUAUGAAAGCUGGUUCACCUAGCGAACAGAAAUACGCUGCAGUUAUCCUUCCCAUCAGGAGAAAAGGUAACCUGCUGCUAUGCUCUCUUCUGCUCGGUAAUGUCAUCGUGAAUGCUGCAAUUUCGAUUUUAUUCGGUGAGCUGACUACUGGACUUCUGGCCCUAUUCAUCUCGUCGCUUGGUAUUGUUAUCUUCGGCGAGAUCGUACCACAAAGUAUAUGCGUCAAAAAAGGUCUUGCUGUUGGAGCUCAUACAAUAUUGAUAACGCAGGUAUUCAUAUUCAUAACGUAUCCAGUAGCUUGGCCGGUCAGCAAACUACUGGACUGUCUUCUUGGCGACGAAUAUCAAGCCUACGAUCGAAAACGACUUAUGGAAUUGAUACGUAUGUCAAUCAAAAACGACAAUGGUCAACUGUCAAACGAACUUAAAAUCGCCGUCGGCGCUAUGGAAAUAGCUGAUAAGGUGGCCGAGGACGUCAUGACUAAGCUAGCUGACGUAUUCAUGAUACCCGAUACAACUGUACUGAACACCAAGACAGUGGCGGAAAUCGUUCGGAUGGGUUACACACGGAUUCCAAUCUAUUCUGAGGGUGAUAAGAACAAUGUCACCGAUAUUUUGUUCGUCAAGGAUCUGGCCCUUCUGGAUCCAGACGAUAACUUCACAGUCAAGACAGUCUGUGGCUAUCAUCGUCAUCCGGUCAAAUUCGUCUUCAACGAUACUCCUCUGAGCGUUCUUUUGGAGGCUUUCAAGAAGACCGGCUAUUUCAAGGGCGAAGGACAUUUGGCAAUGGUGAAGAAGCUCGUCGGCGCCGAAGAUCACGAUCCAUCGUAUGAGCUGGUGGGCGUGGUCACUCUGGAAGACAUCGUUGAAGAAAUAUUACAGGCAGAAAUAAAUGACGAGUUUGAUGUGGUCUCGGACAAUGUGAACAAGAUCAAGCGAAAAAAUCUUCAGGCAGAAAUAAAUGACGAGUUUGAUGUGGUCUCGGACAAUGUGAACAAGAUCAAGCGAAAAAAUCUUCAGCAACGCGACAUGUCCAAAAUGUUCGAUAAGGAAGCACCACAGAUACAAAUUUCACUUCAAAUUCAAAUGGUUGCAUUACAAUGGUUGGUUGCCAAUGAAGAAGCAUUCUCACCGACCUACGUCGACAAAAACGUUUUGGAGCGGCUUAUUCGUAACAGCGCCAGAAGGGUGGACAUUUCUGCUUUGAUGGCAAUGUCCCACAGUGCAGUAAACGUACCAAAAGUCGCAAAACUCUACACCAAAGAUGAGAUGAGCGAUCGAUUCGUGUUGAUUCUGGAAGGGCGUGUACAAGUAACAAUCGGACAGAGCGGUAUGAUGUUUGAAGCCGGGCCAUGGCAUUCGUUUGGCAGUGAGAUUCUGAAGAAACUCGUCCAAGGUGCUGCUACCCUCAGUCGUAGCACGUCGAUUGUUGAUACAACCGAUUUGUCCUGCCGACGUCCUGAUCUGAUGUUUAAACCGGAUUAUUCGGUUGUUGUCAAGGAGGACUGUACAUACUUGGAUGUAAGCGUCGCCGCCUAUAUCAACGCCUAUAAAUCGUCACUAAUGCAGCGGGAGAAAGGGUGA
Molecule: messenger RNA, 2121 nt
Organism: Haemonchus placei
Lineage: Eukaryota; Metazoa; Nematoda; Chromadorea; Rhabditida; Trichostrongylidae
Source: the annotation of a GenBank genome assembly